Prunus armeniaca (apricot) is the source of this 1485-nucleotide messenger RNA. The record is from the annotation of a GenBank genome assembly. NCBI's taxonomy places the organism in Eukaryota, Viridiplantae, Streptophyta, Magnoliopsida, Rosales, Rosaceae.
AUGAACCUCCUCACCAGAAACAGACCCACGGCGAGACCAUGGCCCACCAGAAAACAACCCUCAUACAGGUCCCCACUCAUUUACCUCACUCUCCUCUUUUCCCUUCUCUUCUUCUUCUCCUACAUCUUCUCUCUCACUCCCAACUCUCUCCUCUCUAACAAGACCUCAAUUUCCGAUUCCCCAAAAUGCCCCUCCCUUGGAGGAGAAAAGUUCCUCUGGUACGCUCCCCACAGUGGCUUCAGCAACCAGCUUUCCGAGUUCAAGAACGCCGUUUUGAUGGCCGCCAUUUUGAACCGGACCUUGGUUGCCCCUCCGGUUCUCGAUCAUCAUGCUGUUGCUCUCGGUAGUUGCCCCAAGUUUCGGGUUUUGAGUGCCAAUGAGAUCCGAAUUUCGGUCUGGGAUCAUAUCGUUGAGCUCAUUCGGAGUGGGAGGUAUGUUUCCAUGGCCGACAUUGUUGAUAUAUCAUCAUUAGUUUCUUCUUCUUUAGUUCGAGUCAUAGAUUUCAGGGUUUUUAUAUCCUUAUGGUGCAAUGUGAACGUAGAUUUUGCUUGCUACAAUGAGUUGGAUAAGCAUGCCUCUUUGCUUGAAAGACUUAAGCAAUGUGGAUCUCUACUAUCUGGGCUCAAUGGUGAUGUAAAGUGUUUAUAUGCUGUUAAUGAAGACUGCAGAACUACUGUUUGGACAUACCAAAGUGGUAAUGAGGAUGGGGCAUUGGAUUCUUUCCAACCUGAUGAACAACUCAAGAAGAAAAAGAAAAUUUCAUAUGUUAGGAAACGCCGAGAUGUAUAUAAUACUCUUGGACCUGGUUCUGAAGCUGAAUCAGCUACUGUACUGGCAUUUGGGAGCCUUUUCACUCUUCCUUACAAAGGUUCGGAGCUAUACAUUGAUAUUCAUGAUGCUCCAAGAGAUCAAGGGAUAAAAACUCUGAUUGAGAAGAUUGAGUUUCUUCCAUUUGCCCCUGAAAUUCUGAGCGCAGGGAAGAAGUUUGCUUAUGGUACCAUAAAGGCUCCUUUUCUUUGUGCACAGCUCAGAUUGCUAGAUGGGCAGUUCAAGAACCAUUGGAAGGCUACUUUUCUGAAGUUCAAACAAACAGUGGAUGCUUUGAUGCAAGGCCCUCUUCCUAUUCAUAUUUUCGUGAUGACCGAUCUUCCUAAAAAUAAUUGGACAGGAAGUUACUUGGGGGAAUUGGUUAGAGAUUCACGUCAGUUUAAACUGUUUUUCCUGAAAGAAAGAGAUGAGUUGAUAAUACAAACUGCUAAAAGAAUCGUGGAUGCAGGUCAUGGCUUGAAGUUUGGGACUGUUCCAAAGAAACAUGAUAGCACUGGUCAGAUUAAGAAGGAUUGUCCUCCAGGACUACCUGAUGUUCUUCUAUACAUAGAGCAAACUGUUUGCAGUUGUGCUUCCCUUGGAUUUGUUGGGACAGCAGGGUCAACUAUUGCAGACAUUAUAGAGUCGAUGAGGAAGUUUGGUGCAUGUUCUAGCUAG